CAGACUGGGUGCUCGGGGAGCUGUCAGUGUCAGGCUCUGGGAGAGAGGAAGUGAUCGCUCCCGGAGGAGCGCGAGCGGAGCGGCCGGCGCAGCGUGAGACAGCACAUCCUGCCCGCGCCGGCCCCGCCACCUUCGGGAGCCGCCUGCACCAACGCUGCCGCCGCCCAGGAGCCGCCGCCGGCUCGGGGAGCCCAGUUCCGCCGCUGCCGAGCGCGUCCAGGAAACCAAUAUGUCUGACAAAAGUGACUUAAAAGCUGAGCUAGAGCGCAAAAAGCAGCGCUUAGCACAGAUAAGAGAAGAGAAGAAACGGAAGGAAGAGGAGAGGAAAAAGAAAGAGGCUGAUAUGCAGCAGAAGAAAGAACCCGUUCAGGACGACUCUGAUCUGGAUCGCAAACGACGAGAGACAGAGGCUUUGCUGCAAAGCAUUGGUAUCUCACCGGAGCCGCCUCUAGUCCCAACCCCUAUGUCUCCCUCCUCGAAAUCAGUGAGCACUCCCAGUGAAGCUGGAAGCCAAGACUCAGGCGAUCUGGGGCCAUUAACAAGGACCCUGCAGUGGGACACAGACCCCUCAGUGCUCCAGCUGCAGUCAGACUCAGAACUUGGAAGAAGACUGCAUAAACUGGGCGUGUCAAAGGUCACCCAAGUGGAUUUCCUGCCAAGGGAAGUAGUGUCCUACUCAAAGGAGACCCAGACUCCUCUUGCCACGCAUCAGUCUGAAGAGGAUGAGGAAGAUGAGGAAAUGGUGGAACCUAAAGUUGGCCAGGACUCAGAACUGGAAAAUCAGGACAAAAAACAGGAAGUGAAGGAAGCCCCUCCAAGAGAGCUGACAGAGGAAGAAAAACAGCAGAUCCUUCAUUCAGAGGAAUUUCUCAUCUUUUUUGACCGGACAAUACGGGUAAUUGAAAGAGCCCUGGCUGAAGAUUCCGACAUCUUUUUUGACUACAGCGGCCGAGAGUUAGAGGAAAAAGAUGGGGAUGUUCAGGCUGGAGCCAAUCUUUCUUUCAAUCGUCAGUUCUAUGAUGAGCAUUGGUCCAAGCAUCGAGUGGUCACUUGUAUGGACUGGUCCCUCCAGUACCCUGAGUUGAUGGUGGCUUCUUACAACAACAAUGAAGAUGCUCCCCAUGAACCAGAUGGAGUGGCCUUGGUUUGGAACAUGAAGUUUAAGAAAACCACACCAGAAUACGUCUUCCACUGUCAGUCCUCUGUGAUGUCGGUCUGCUUCGCCCGUUUCCAUCCUAACUUGGUGGUUGGUGGGACUUACUCGGGCCAGAUUGUCCUCUGGGACAAUCGCAGUCAUCGAAGGACUCCAGUGCAGCGGACGCCCUUAUCAGCUGCUGCACACACGCAUCCCGUGUACUGUGUAAAUGUUGUUGGGACCCAGAAUGCUCAUAACCUCAUCACUGUCUCCACUGAUGGCAAAAUGUGUUCCUGGAGCCUGGACAUGCUCUCAACUCCACAGGAGAGCAUGGAGCUGGUGUACAAUAAGUCCAAGCCUGUCGCUGUUACCGGAAUGGCUUUCCCAAUGGGAGACGUCAAUAACUUCGUGGUUGGCAGUGAGGAAGGCACAGUCUACACAGCUUGUCGUCAUGGAAGCAAAGCAGGUAUUGGUGAGGUCUUUGAAGGUCACCAAGGGCCAGUGACAGGAAUUAACUGCCACAUGGCAGUGGGCCCAAUUGACUUUUCUCACCUGUUUGUCACAUCAUCAUUUGACUGGACUGUCAAACUGUGGACCACAAAGCACAACAAGCCGCUCUACUCCUUUGAAGACAAUGCAGACUAUGUGUACGAUGUCAUGUGGUCCCCCGUGCAUCCCGCGCUCUUUGCCUGCGUGGACGGGAUGGGGCGCUUGGACCUCUGGAACCUCAACAAUGACACCGAGGUUCCAACAGCAAGUGUGGCCAUUGAGGGGGCAUCCGCCCUAAACCGUGUUCGUUGGGCCCAAGCUGGCAAAGAAGUUGCUGUUGGGGACUCGGAAGGCCGUAUUUGGGUCUAUGAUGUUGGAGAGCUUGCAGUUCCCCACAAUGAUGAAUGGACCCGAUUUGCCAGGACCCUUGUGGAGAUUCGUGCUAACAGAGCUGAUAGCGAGGAGGAAGGCACUGUUGAGUUAUCUGCCUAGUGGAAAUGAGCCACUCCCACUGCAGCCACCACCUUUGUGUCCUAGAGCUCAGCAUCUGCAGUCAAGUCUCUUGUAUUCGGUGUCCAUUCAGUAUCAGUAUUGCUGUGACAUUUUGGGUGCCAUAUUGUGCCAGCUUUGCUCCAAGUAUUCUAAAUGUGUCCCACCAUGCUUUCCACUGACCCAAAAUUCACCACAGCAUUUCUAUCUUUAUAUUUCUGUCUCAAAAAUGAAGGGAGGGGGGUUAUGGGUUAAGUUGCUGCCUUUUAACUUCUUAGUAGCUGUAUUUAAUAGCUGGAAACCUCUGGUUAAAUUUGUGCUUACAUGCACUCCUGGCAUAGUCCUAUUAAAUCCAUAUGAAGCCAGAUAUGAUUGGGUGCAGAUGUGGUGUGCCUCAUGUUAUGGUACAGGGCCAAAGACUUGCGAUGUGGUGUUUUACAUGGUGACUCACAUUAUGAAUGGAUUUACUAGAAGAACAUUGCUGCUCCUUAUUUAUUGUAGUGUGCUGCAUGGAACGUAUUUAUUUGAAAGCAUUAAAAUAAACGAUCCUAGAGCAUGUGCAUAAUGAGAGGACUGUAUUCUCUCUGCUGCUGUUGAGGUUACAUUAAGUUCCAAAUAACAAUUACAGUAUGCGAGUUCCACUGAAGACAUGAAAUCUUUAGAGGUUUGUUGCAGUGAACAAAAUGAAUUUUAAAGCCUAUUAUUUCUGGGUACUUUAACAAUAUUUCAAAUAUCAUUGACCACUAAUACUUGUCAUUGAAGCUAACACAGUCUGACAAAAGUCUAUGGUUCCUAAAUAUGACAUCAGUGUUGCCAAUAAAAUGUUUCAAACCAGG
Pongo pygmaeus (Bornean orangutan) is the source of this 2949-nucleotide messenger RNA. RefSeq names its product dynein cytoplasmic 1 intermediate chain 1 (gene DYNC1I1). The transcript has 17 exons. Gene Ontology annotation, biological process: transport along microtubule. The coding region runs from base 230 to 2116 and encodes 628 amino acids. NCBI's taxonomy places the organism in Eukaryota, Metazoa, Chordata, Mammalia, Primates, Hominidae. Gene Ontology annotation, molecular function: dynein heavy chain binding; dynein light chain binding. Gene Ontology annotation, cellular component: cytoplasmic dynein complex. The record is from RefSeq and is a predicted model, not a curated record.